This is a messenger RNA of Prunus mume (Japanese apricot), 2142 nucleotides long. The record is from RefSeq and is a predicted model, not a curated record. NCBI's taxonomy places the organism in Eukaryota, Viridiplantae, Streptophyta, Magnoliopsida, Rosales, Rosaceae.
AUGGAAUGCAAUGAAAAGAGUGGGAGCCGGUUGAGACGUGAUGCACAGAUGGAGGAAUUUAAACAGGCCAUUACAGAUUGUUGUUUGUUUCAGUUUGAGUUUACAGGUUAUCCAUUUACGUGGAGCAAUAAACGGAAGGAUACAACUCAUAUGGAGGCUCGAUUGGAUAGACGUUUUGGAAAUCUGGCACUUCUGCAACACUGGGGCAAUUUCACGUCCCAUCAUUUAGUUGCUUUCUCCUCUGACCACCAUCCGAUUCUCAUUGCAUCUGAUGGUCCACAGGGUGACAAUGCUAGAGGUCCUAGAGGUCGUCGUCGGUUUCAAUUUGAGGAGGCAUGGAUUAUGGAAGUUGACUGUGAUGAGGUUGUUCGUCAAUCUUGGCAGAGUGCAGUGUCACCCCUCUCUAAUAUUGCCAACUGUGCCAGCAACUUGUCACGCUGGUAUGCCAGGAAGGGUGGCCAGGUCCCCAAGAAAGUUAAGGAAUUACGGCUUAGACUGGCAAGUCUCCAAUCAUAUGAGCCGUCAACGCAGACUUUUCAUACCCGUAGCCUAAUUGAAACUGAACUUGAUAAGUGUCUUGAACAGGAAGAAAUUUAUUGGCAUCAGAGAUCGCGGGUCCAUUGGCUUCAGCAUGGAGACCGUAACACCUCUUUCUUUCAUAUGCAAGCCACAAGUCGCAGGAAGAAAAAUGCCCUAGUAGGGAUACUAGAUGAAAAUGAUCGUUGGCAGCGAGAAUAUGAUCAAAUAGGUGGAGUUUUUGUGGAGUUUUUUACAAAUCUUUUCACAUCGGAUAUGAGAGCUGCUGAUGUGGAGGUUUUUAAUGCUGUCCAAGCGCGAGUGUCCUCACAUUCUUAUCAUAAUCUGCUUCUCCCGUAUUCUAGGGAUGAGAUCGAAUUAGCUCUUAACUCUAUUGGCCCGUCAAAAGCUCCAGGUCCAGAUGAAAGUUCUUUCUCCCACCCGUGUUUCGGAAAUCGUCCUAUCAGUUUAUGCAAUGUCCUCUACAAGAUUAUCUCCAAAACUCUUGCCAAUAGACUGAAGAAGGUGUUACCUGAGGUUAUUUCUGAGUUCCAGAGUGCGUUUAUUCCCAACCGUAUGAUUUUGGAUAAUGUCUUAGCAGCUUUUGAAACGGGGUGGCCAUUUGGGCAAAUUAUCCCCUCUCGAGGCUUACGGCAAGGGGAUCCUAUAUCACCAUAUCUUUUCCUUAUUGUGGCUGAAGCCUUCUUCGCUCUCCUCCAGCAGCCUGAGAGGGAUUCUAGAUUACAUGGUGUCUCCAUUGCCCUUUCUGCUCCUUCUAUUAACCAUCUCUUUUUUGCUGAUGACAGCCUUCUGUUUUGUAAUGCUGGGACAACUGAGGCUUUAGAGCUGAAACGUAUUUUUGGAGUGUAUGAGGCGGCUUCUGGACAAAAGGUCAACCUUGGAAAAUCCGCUCUUUGCUUUAGCCCUUCCACCCCAAGGGUGUUGCAGGACGACAUUCGUCAGCUGUUGAACGUGACUCUUGUCCCUUGUCAUGAGCGGUAUUUGGGCCUCCCUACCAUUGUCCGUAAGGAUAAGAAAAAAUUGUUCCGUACGGUUAAGGAUCGAGUUUGGAAUAAAGUUAAUGGUUGGCAAGGCAAGCUUCUGUCUAAGGCCGGGAAAGAAGUGCUCAUCAAAUCAGUAUGUCAGGCAAUUCCAUCAUAUUUUAUGAGUGUGUUUCGCUUGCCCGUCGGGUUAUGUCGCGAGAUUGAGAGCAUCAUUGCCAAAUUCUGGUGGUCUAAAAAUGAUGGUAGAGGUAUUCACUGGAAAACGUUGAGAUUCAUGUGCCAACACAAGUCUGAUGGGGGGCUAGGUUUUAAGGAAUUGACAAGUUUUAAUCAAGCUCUUCUAUGUAAACAAGGAUGGCGGCUGCUGGAAUUCCCUUACUCACUGAUUUCUCGGAUGCUUAAGGCUCGUUAUUUUCCACAAUCUGAUUUUUUGGCAGCUUCGAGUGGGUCACUUCCAUCGUUUACUUGGCAGUCGUUACUAUGGGGGCGGGAUCUGCUCCGGUUGGGCCUAAGGUGGCGCAUUGGUGAUGGCCGUUUGGUUAAUAUCUAUGGUGACCCAUGGGUGCCUUAUGAUCGUUUUUUCACUGUCCAGUCGAUACCUACUCUUCCAGCUACGUCCUGA